This is a messenger RNA of Chiloscyllium plagiosum (whitespotted bambooshark), 2280 nucleotides long. RefSeq names its product sphingosine-1-phosphate receptor 4 (gene s1pr4). Gene Ontology annotation, biological process: G protein-coupled receptor signaling pathway. NCBI's taxonomy places the organism in Eukaryota, Metazoa, Chordata, Chondrichthyes, Orectolobiformes, Hemiscylliidae. Gene Ontology annotation, cellular component: membrane. The record is from RefSeq and is a predicted model, not a curated record. Gene Ontology annotation, molecular function: sphingosine-1-phosphate receptor activity.
CUCCCUGUAACUUCUGUAAUUUGCUGAGACCAUGUGCACAGGCAGAGAGAGAAGCAGCUGUUGAAGUAUUGGCGCAGGGCAAGCGGCAUCUCAAGUGAUGAAAGGCAAGUCUACAGCACGAGCACAAUUGUUUGAAAGUCAAAUAUUAUGCUCGAGGCCAGUUGAGUGAAUCUGAGCCACUGCUGAAGUCCAAGUACAAUUACUACUUCUGAGUCAAUGCUUCUUAUCAAAAUGAAUAACAACAGUGAGUGCAUGGAUUUCUUGGCUGCACAGCCGGAGAAUAUCAUUCUGAUGCAUUAUAACCACACUGGGAAGCUGGAGAACAGACCUUUGCCCAGUGAAGGCUUGGGUGCAAUCAGAAUUGUCUUCAUGGUAAUCAGUUGCUUCAUUGUCAUAGAGAACCUGUUGGUAUUCAUGGCUAUCGUGAACAACACUCGCUUCCGGAGCUGGGUUUACUACUGCAUUGCCAACAUCACCCUCUGCGACCUGCUGACUGGAAUUGUCUACAUUGUGAACAUAUGCCUGUCGGGUGAAAGGACCUUUCAAAUCACUCCCACCCUCUGGUUUAUUCGGGAGGGGGUCUUGUUCUUUGCCUUGGCUGCCUCAACAUUCAGUCUGCUCAUCACAGCAGUGGAGAGAUACGCGACCAUGGUCAGACCCCUACCUUAUGCCUCAGCACGUAAGACCUAUCGCGUGUAUGCUCUUAUUGGAUUGUGCUGGCUGGUGGCUUCCCUCAUAGGCCUCUUGCCGUUGCUGGGCUGGAACUGCAUUUGCAACUUUGAUGAGUGUUCUACUUUGCUACCUCUGUACUCCAAGAGCUACAUCCUCUUCUGUGUGGUCAUGUUCAGCAUCAUCAUCGUUGGGAUAGUGGCACUCUACAGUGGCAUCUAUCACCUUGUCAGGAACAGUGCCAAGUCUGUUUCCAACAGCAAAAGCAGGCAAAAGUCCGUGAGGCUGCUCAAGACUGUUUUCAUGAUCGUUGCUGCCUUUGUGAUCUGCUGGAGCCCCCUCUUUGUGCUUCUCCUGCUGGAUAUCUUCUGUGACUCGCCAUCUUGCUCCAAGCUGCACAGUAUGGAAUGGACCAUCGCCCUGGCUGUGAUCAACUCGGCCAUCAAUCCAGUCAUUUACUCCUUUGGAAGUAAGGAAGUGAGGCGGGCCAUCAUCAAACUCCUCUGCUGCUGCUUGAUCAAAGCAGGAGCUCCCUUGCCAUUCCUGAGCAGAAGCGAGUCUACUCUCGGAGCUUCCACUGACAGCUCCUACAGGCUGAGGGAGAGUUUCCGAAAUUCAAAACUGCUCAGCCCAAAGAAGACUCUGCCCAAGUCAGGACAACAAUAAAACGUGGCUCAGGGGUUAAGAGCAGGUGGGAGAGUCCUGAGAGCUGUUCCAACUCCUCCUGCAUGUACCAAAAACAUUAUUUUUGCAUUAAAAUUAGGAUUCAUUCUGGUGACAUUACAGCAGCCAGAUUGAAUGAAGGCAAUGCUCAGCCUUGUAACAAUAAUAUCGGUCUGGGUCACCUCUGAGCGUUCAAACUCUAAUCCAGUAACGUGGAUGCAUAUUCCAGGCUGAUACUUCAUCACAGUACUGCAGAGGGCACUGCACUGUCAGUAAUGCCACCUUACUAUGAUGUGGAGGUGCUAGUAUUGUACUGAGGUGGACAAAAUCAAAUAUCACUUGACACCGGGUUAUAAUCCAACAGGUUUAUUUGAAAACACAAGCUUUCGGAGCCUUGUUCCUUCUUCAGCUGCAAGUGAGAGAGGAUAUAUAAUUCUGGGAUUUGUGUAUUAAUCAGUAUUAACAGCCAUCUAGGUUUGUUCAAUACAUUUGCAUCAGUUAUAUGACCCUUUGAUCUUUUACUUAUGAAUUCUGUGCCUGAUAUAUCCUCUCUCACUAGCACCUGCAAAUCUCUGCAAGCUUGUGUUUUCAAAUAAACCUGUUGGAGUAUAACCCGGUAUUGUGCAAUCUCACUAUGAGACAUCAAGGCUCAGUAGGAUGUAAAGGAAUCCAUUGAAGUUUAAUCUAAUGGUGCUCUUAUGUACCAUCUUGGAAUGUUUUACUAAUGUCACUGUUUUUGGACAAUCCCAAUGAAGAAGGGCAUGAUAAUUCUCCUGGAAUCCUGACCACCAUUAAUUGGUCAUGACUUUUUGAGUAAUCUUGCUUUGCCUAAACCAGUUGCUAUAUUUGCCAACAUAACAACAGUGAAUAUAGAACAUAGAACAAUACAGCGCAGAACAGGCCCUUCAGCCCUCGAUGUUGCGCCGACCUGUGAACUAUUCUCAGCUC